CUCGCUCAUCUCAAGCUCUGUCGAAGCAUCUGAAUUAGGAAGCCUUUGUGAUUUGGAGAUGCCAGAAGUGUCAAGGGCCCUUGGAUAUAAAAAACUUUGGGACAGAUAUUUUGCAGUCUGAAGAAUACUUUAUAGACCCUACUAUGAUACAAACUUCAACCCUUCCCUUGUCCCUUCACAAUCAACCCUCUGAUAAGAUAGCUAACAUUGUAGAAAUCCCACAUUUUGAGAUCCCAGGAGUGGGUGUCAUAUCUAAGAGGACUGAUAAGAAGCAGGUGGAGAAGCUAGAGAAUUCACUCCAGCGCCUAUCCCAACAUCCACUGCAAAGCUGGAGAUCACCAUCUAGGACCUUCCAGUCAGGAUCAGGAACUCAAAGAGGCCUUAACUGGUCUGUCUUGAGCAGACAACAGAAUGUCUGGGAGAAUCACUCCUGGAGACAGCGACUACCCAGAAAAUAUCUCUCCAAGAUGCUAGGGUUGGGGAAUGUCUUGGGAACCACUAUGGAAAGGAAUCUUUGUUCUCAAACAUCUUUAACGGAAAGAGCCACUGCAGAUAUCUGUCAAUCUAUUCAGAAUUUAUUUGGGGUUCCUGCGGAACUGAUGGAACUUUCCAAGAGUCUGCUAGAGAAGAGUCGAAGUAUUAUUUCUCAGACUUCAGUGUCCAAAAACUACAUUCAGAGACACACUUCCUAUCAUGGUCACGAACAAAGAAUAGCCUUAAGGAUGUGGACACGUAGCUCCAUGUCCUCUAUAAUACAGCAACACUCUGGGGCUAGCGUGAAAAUAAAGAAAAGUUCGAAGCUUAGUGACAUAUCCCAGGAAGUCAUUCAGCACAUGCCUGUUUCAUGUACAGAUGGCCAGCCUCCUGUCCCAGUAAAUUUAGAGUCUUCCUUCAAUAUAGUUUUCACUAGGAAAGAUUCUGUUCCAAUGGAAGAGAGAGACUCACAGAGUUCACAGACAAGGAUUUUUGAGUCCCAACACUGUCUCAAGCCAAGUUAUCUUCCCCAGGCCAAGACUGACUUGUCAGAACAGUUCCAGUUGCUACAAGAUCUGCAGCUAAAAAUGGCAGCAAAACUGUUAAGGAGUCAAAUACCCCCCAAUGUACCUCCACCUCUAACUUCAGGUCUGGUUUUAAAAUACCCUAUCUGCCUACAGUGUGGCCUAUGUGUAGGACUUAAUUGCCAGCAUAAAUUACAGGGCACUUUGGGGUCUUACCUUCUUAUCUAUCCACAGCUCCACCUUGUAAGCACUCCCGAAAACCACGGAGAGAUUAAGGUGAGUCUUGGCUUUAGGUUGCGAACUAGGAAAAGAUCCCAAGUCCCAAAGUACCACAGAAGAGACAGAUCCAUCACACCAAGGAGUUCUAUAUCACCAUCACUAAGGAAAGCUAAAGUCUAUACUCGAGCUUCCAAGAGUCCUACUUCUACAAUGGAUUUCCAGUCUGUAUCUUCCCAGUCUCCUGCUCCUGUACAAGUCCACAUCAGGCAAAGACAGUAUAGGAGCCCUGCCCUAGCAGGAAAGACUCAAUUAGGAGGGCCAGGGCACUAUGAGUUUACUCAAGUUCACUCUCUACCAGAGAGUGACUCUGAAAGCAAUCAGGAUGAAAAAUGGGCUAAAAGGAGAACCAAAAAGACCCGUAGUUCAAAAUACCCAAAGAAAAGAAUCACUACGGGAGGCAGAACACAAAACACAAAGUUCUACACAAAUGGUAGAACCACAAUACGGAGUUCUUCUCGGGAUUUACCAGACCAGUUAAGAAGGAAGAGGAAUGGAGCAUCUCAGACAACUACUGCCUCUUCACAAAGACAAUCUAAGAAAUCCUCCCAACCCAAAUUCAUUCAACGGCUUUUUCAAGGUCUAAAGCAAGCAUUCCAGACAGCAGGCAGAAUUAUGGCUUUUGCCGGAAGAGAAGAGAAACUCACACCCAAGAAGCGAAACCACCAUAGCUUUGUAAGGGAGAGAACCCCGUGUAAUUCCUCGGAAAGGAGCCAUCGCAGUCCCUCCGAGAGGCGCCAUCGAAGUCGUCCUCGGAGGAGACAUCACAGUUCCUCUGAAAGGAGCCAUCAGAGUCCCUGUGAGAGGAGAUGUCGCAGUCUCUUUCAGAAAACUCAUCACAGUCCGUUGGAGGUGAGAGGACACAGCCCUAUUGAGGGAAGACAGCACAGGCCCUCUGAGAGGAGUGGUCGCAGUUCCUCAGCUCACUGUAGUCCCUCUGAAAGAAGUGGACGCAGUCUGUGUGAGGGGAACAGACACAGUCAUUCUGAGCAGAGCCAACAGAGCCACUUUGAAAGGCGCCAGUACAGUUGGUGUGGGAAAACCCAUCUCAGUCCCUCUGCGAGAACCCAUCACAGUCCCGCUAAGGAGAGACUCAAACACAGCUGCCCCAGGGAGAGGCUCAGAUAUGGUCUGUCUGAAGAUUGCAAGGGCUCCUCAAACACGUCUCCUAGGGACCACACACACAAUACUCCCAAACAGGCCAAGUUUAGAGGCUUGAAGCUAACAGAUGAGAAGAGAUUCGUCCCCAUUAUUCACUGACUGGCUCAAGCCUUCACCGACCUGCCCCUUGUCUGGCUGCUUUCCUGCUCAGCCACUGCCUCGGAUACCUGCACCCUCAGCAAUCAAAGAGCCUCUAAGCCCCUCUACCAGGGGGGAGGGAAGGGCGGGAAUGGGUCUGUAAUUUCUCAAGAUAAAUAAAGGGGCGAUAAUUUAUCUCCACCUAGAAAGACCACUCGUCGUGCUGGAGUGGGGAACGGAGGGUGAAGGGACAUUGGGUGUCGCGCAAACGGAUGGAACGCGAGGAAGGGGCCCUGAAGCCACGUUUGGGGCUCCAAACCCCACCUACAGCUUCCCAGGGCGGGGUCUCAGAGGAGGGAGUCCUGUCAUGUGACUCCCUCCAGCCUUAGCCCCCUCCGAAGCUGCCAGGCAGAAGUAGAAGUUCAGACCCGGGAUCGGAGGCUCUGACUCCACAUCCCCCUCAAACUCCUCUAAUACCAUAUUUCUCUGAAUCAAAGAUGCAUCAUUUACUUAUUUUUUGUUAUUUUUUGUUUUAGAUAGCAUGAGCGGGGAGGGGCAGAGGGAGAAGAAGAGCGAAUCUAAGGCAGAUUCCGCACCCAGUGCAGAGCCCAAUGCAGACCUUGAUCUCACAACCCAGAGAUCAUGUGCUGAGCCGAAAAUUAAGAGUCAGCUGCUUUACCCACCAAGUCACCCAGGUACCCCAGAUACAUCAUUUAAAACUUCACAUGCAGGGGCGCCUGAAUGGCUCAGCGGGUUAACCCUCUGCCUUCAGCUUGGGUCAUGAUCUCAGGGUCC
Lutra lutra (Eurasian river otter) is the source of this 3308-nucleotide messenger RNA. RefSeq lists its product as uncharacterized. The record is from RefSeq and is a predicted model, not a curated record. NCBI's taxonomy places the organism in Eukaryota, Metazoa, Chordata, Mammalia, Carnivora, Mustelidae.